GAAAUUUAUAGUCGUUUUCAUUUAGCCUACUUUUAGGUUAGAAAAGUGUUGUUUUUCAGAUUCAGACGUUGAAUGUAUCCAGUCUUGCAGUCUACAGUGUUUUGAUUUGUAAAGUUGUUUUUAUUCAGGUUGUGAAAUUGUCAAGAUUCUAUAAAAUGGCAGUUUUGAGAGAAACUGCAAUUCUAGCGAAUAAAUUUCGAGGUUGUCUAGUUUCGGCUGUACUUGGAGACUGCCUUGGAGCUACAUACGAAGGAGAGGAAGCUGAGGAUAUUUCAAAAGUAGUUCUUCAGAAAUAUUUUGAUAAAUUAGAAGGUCCUUAUUUUAAGAGUCCUCAGAAAAUGUAUACAGAUGAUACAGCAAUGACAAAAAGUGUGGCAGAUUCUCUUAUACAUAUUGAAGGCUUCGAUGCCAAGGACAUGGCUGACAGGUUUGUCAAAGAGUUCUACAAAGAUCCAAGAAGAGGUUAUGGUCAAAAUGUAAUCGACGUUUUUGCCAAACUUCGCAAACAAAAGGAGGGCGAUGUUUUCAUCCCGGCCCAAGAGCAGUUCGGAGGAUCGGGAUCUUAUGGCAAUGGCGGUGCCAUGAGAAUAGCCCCAGUGCCAUUAUUCUGCCAUAAAAACUAUGACAACAUGUUACAUGUUGCUAAACAAAGUACAUUAAUAACACAUUCGAAUGCGCUUGGUAUCAAUGGAGCUCUAUUACAAUGUAUCGCAAUCCACCAGAGUUUGGCUUUAAACCCAGAAGAACCUUUGGAUGUCAAGAAGUUUUCCUCUGAUCUCAAAAGAAAAAUGUCUGUCAUCGAAGAAUCUGACGAAGCUGGAGACGAUUCAGAUUCAGAAGGAGGAAAUGCCUAUGUGGAGCAGCUAGAAGCGAUGGAUAAGUUGCUGGACAAAGAUCUAGGAGGCAUUCCCAUUUCCGAUGAAGAGGUAGAGCGAACUCUAGGCACCAGUGUGGCCGCUCUACACUCUGUUCCCACCGCAAUCUUUUGCUUCCUGCGGGCGCAAAACCCGAUACCCGAUAUCAAGACGGACAACAUAGUGAGACGCACACUGCAGUAUGCGAUUUCCCUGGGUGGUGACACAGACACUAUUGCGAGUAUGGCUGGUGCUAUAGCGGGUGCAUUUUGCGGCUAUGACGUCAUCAAUGAAAAUGUGCAGAAGCACUGCGAGGGCGUGGAGGAGGCUAUCAGUGCAGCCGACAAAAUUCACAGUAUUGUUGAAGGCAGUUGAGGGACAUUCGACUGCUUGUGAUUUCGACAUUUUAUAAUUAGAUCAAUAUUAUUGUCGAUCAAUGUAUUAUGUAUCAUAGUUAAGAGGCUCGGUCUCUAAGACAUUUGUUAAAUCUAAUGAAUUUUUCAACCCAUAGAUUUAAUAAGUCUUAGAAACCGGGUCUUAAAUUAGAAUAUCGAAUAAAAUUAUUUUAUUGAUUUUA
Messenger RNA from Nilaparvata lugens (brown planthopper), 1431 nucleotides. Its product is annotated as ADP-ribose glycohydrolase ARH3. Gene Ontology annotation, cellular component: mitochondrion; nucleus. The record is from RefSeq and is a predicted model, not a curated record. NCBI's taxonomy places the organism in Eukaryota, Metazoa, Arthropoda, Insecta, Hemiptera, Delphacidae. The transcript is spliced from 6 exons. The coding region runs from base 156 to 1229 and encodes 357 amino acids.